AUGGCUUCUUCUUCAUCCUCUUCCGCUGUUGGCACUGCCUCCAACUUGGUCUCUAACGGUAACGUUUCUGCCCAGAGCGUGACCUCGUCUGCUGCUUCUUCCAUGAAAUCUGGCGCAUCCUCCGCUUCGUCUGCUGCGUCUUCCGUCAAGUCCUCGAUUUCCUCUGGUGCUUCUUCUGCCAGCUCCAAGGCCUCCAGUGCCAAGUCUUCCAGCUCCUCGUCCAGCGGUGCUGUUCCAAACAUCGUGGCCAACCCAGUGUCGUGGAAGUUCGGCGCCCUAUUGGGUGCUACCAUGUUCGGUUCAUUCAUCCUAGGCGCUGGAUUGUAA
Lachancea lanzarotensis is the source of this 327-nucleotide messenger RNA. RefSeq names its product LALA0S02e05094g1_1 (gene NCW1). The coding region runs from base 1 to 327 and encodes 108 amino acids. The transcript has a single exon. Lineage: Eukaryota; Fungi; Ascomycota; Saccharomycetes; Saccharomycetales; Saccharomycetaceae. The record is from RefSeq and is a predicted model, not a curated record.